Messenger RNA from Caenorhabditis briggsae, 480 nucleotides. The record is from RefSeq and is a predicted model, not a curated record. The coding region runs from base 1 to 480 and encodes 159 amino acids. The transcript has a single exon. Lineage: Eukaryota; Metazoa; Nematoda; Chromadorea; Rhabditida; Rhabditidae.
AUGGCUGCAACUCACGAUCCAAACUAUCAAACAUUGGCUGGAUUGAAUAACAAUGUUUUUGAUAAGAAGGAUGGAGGAGCUGCUGGAGGAGGAGCUGGAGGGCCAACUGCUCCAGCUGAUCAGAACGCGAAAGCAGCUACCCAUGAUCCGAAUUAUCAGACUCUGGCUGGUCUCAACAAUAACGUGUUCGACAAGAAAGAUGGAGGAGGAGGAGGGGCUGCCGGGGGAGACAAAAAGCCAAUUCAACCAGCUGACAAAAAUAAGAAAGCAGCAACAAUGGAUCCCAACUAUCAGACAUUGGCAGCAGUCGGAGGAGAUGUAUUUGGUGCUGAUAAGAAGGCAGGAGGUGGUGGUGGAGGGGAUAAGAAACCCAUUCAACCGACUGACAAAAAUAAGAAAGCGGCAACUAUGGAUCCUAAUUAUCAGACAUUGGCUGCUGUUGGUGGAGACGUUUUUGGAGCUGAUAAAAAAAAGAAAUAG